This is a messenger RNA of Penicillium diatomitis, 1791 nucleotides long. RefSeq names its product hydrogen/calcium exchanger domain-containing protein. The transcript is spliced from 5 exons. Gene Ontology annotation, cellular component: fungal-type vacuole membrane. Gene Ontology annotation, biological process: calcium ion transmembrane transport; intracellular calcium ion homeostasis. NCBI's taxonomy places the organism in Eukaryota, Fungi, Ascomycota, Eurotiomycetes, Eurotiales, Aspergillaceae. The record is from RefSeq and is a predicted model, not a curated record. Bases 1 to 1791 code for a protein of 596 amino acids. Gene Ontology annotation, molecular function: calcium:proton antiporter activity.
AUGACCGGUAUUCGGCUGUCGAUCUCAGGCCUGACGGGCCAGUCUUCCUUGUCACCUUUGGCGACUUUGCUCACCGGUUUUCGCACAGAUAAAUAUCGUCGCGAAGCUCGGCAACUCGCUUGGUAUGAUCAAGAUGGCGAGCCGUCUUCUCACAACCCCUUCAAGAAGUUUCGUCGACGCCCUCAGCGAAGCAACUCCAUGGAACUAGAAAACCAACUCGUCCACUCUCGAAGUAUGGGAGAUGUCAACCUUUCCCAGGACAGGCGUCGCCGUGCCGAGUUCAACGGUGAUAUCGAAGGCCCAGCCUAUGCCGGCACCUUCCCACCCGUACCAACAGAGAGCUAUGAGCCAGCGCCAUCGAAUCGGAGUGAUGAACCGAUCAAUGACCUCGCAACGCUUUCAGCCACACGUGCUUUAGAUCAGGAAUCCAUUGCUGAGAAGGACCAGAACGGAAACGAGGCCAUCGAGUCCACGGCAGGUCAAACACGCCAGCGAAAGGGAUUAUUUGGAAAGUUCGGUCGCCACAAGCACGAUGAAGAAACGCCCGCUAGCGAACCUGACGACGAAAAACCUGUUGAUGGCCCCAAAUUUACAUUUGCAAGCCAGAUCCGUGCAACCAUCCUGAAUUCAUGGAUCAAUGUUCUGAUCAUCGCAGCUCCAGUUGGUAUUGCCUUGUUUGCCGUGGGUGUGAAUCCCAUUGCUGUCUUUGUGGUGAACUUCAUUGCUAUCAUUCCGCUGGCCGCAAUGCUGAGCUAUGCCACCGAGGAAAUUGCCAUGCGUACCGGCGAGACGAUUGGAGGACUUUUGAACGCCUCGUUUGGUAAUGCAGUCGAGUUGAUUGUGGCCAUCAUUGCCUUGCAGAAGCGUAACGUGCUCAUUGUGCAGACAUCCUUGAUUGGAAGUAUGCUUUCGAACUUGUUGUUGGUCAUGGGCAUGUGCUUCUUCUUUGGCGGUGUCAACCGUGUUGAGCAGCAUUUCAAUGUUGUUGUUGCACAGACGGCGGCUAGUCUGUUGUCGCUGGCUGUGGCCAGUCUGAUCAUUCCUACCGCGUUCCAUCAGUGGUCUGACAGCAAAACAGACAACACUGCUGCUGUGUCACGCGGUACUGCUGUCCUUCUCCUCGUCACAUACGGCUGCUAUCUCUUCUUCCAGCUCAAAUCACACAUUGAUAUGUACAAUGCGCCUUCCAAGAAGGUGGAGAAGCGCAAUAAGAAGAGCGGUGAUGCCAGUCGUGGCAUUGCGCAGAUCGGCAAAAUGACUGCACGCCUGGGUGCCGGAUCCGCCCAAGAGGUUAAAAUGACCGAUGGCGAUGAUGAGCCCGAAGAGCCGCAGCUGGCGCUCUGGGUCGCUAUCUUGACGCUUGGCCUCUCCACCGCACUGGUUGCAGUAUGCGCCGAGUUUAUGGUUGAUUCGAUCGAGCCACUUACCGCGACUGGUGGCAUUAGCGAGACCUUUGUCGGUUUGAUUCUCCUCCCAAUUGUUGGUAAUGCUGCCGAGCACGCGACUGCCGUGACUGUGGCUUGCAAGGAUAAGAUGGACCUGGCUAUCGGUGUCGCUGUUGGCUCAAGCAUGCAGAUUGCUUUGUUGGUUCUGCCAUUCAUUGUGGUCUUGGGUUGGUGUGAGGGUAUCAAUGAUAUGACCCUCAAUUUUGACUCUUUCGAAAUUAUCCUGCUAUUCGUUUCGGUUCUUCUGGUCAACUAUUUGAUUGGAGAUGGCAAGUCUCACUGGCUUGAAGGUAUCCUCCUAAUGAUGAUGUAUCUGAUCAUUGCUCUCGCUGCUUGGUUCUUCUAA